Messenger RNA from Cuscuta europaea, 1978 nucleotides. The record is from the annotation of a GenBank genome assembly. NCBI's taxonomy places the organism in Eukaryota, Viridiplantae, Streptophyta, Magnoliopsida, Solanales, Convolvulaceae.
CUUUUAUGGAAAGGAGGAUAGUAUUUAAAAUAUAUCCCGUGCCGAUUUUUCUACAGACUGCCGCUUCCCUUGAAGCAGUGACUGGAGUUCGUUGAUGCGAAAAUGAGGUCUGCAAUUUCUCGCAUGGCGACAUUUCCUGCUAGCUGCCGCAACCUCUUUCUUUUUCGCUCGGCCUCAGCUCACAUGCCUGUCAGAUUUGCUCGAGCGGUGAGUACUGAAGCAUCGAGUGUUGCUGCUUGCCUGGAUAAAUCUGGAUUGUUGAAAAGUCAAGCCCUUAUAGGAGGGAGAUGGGUUGAUGCUAAUGAUGGAAAGACUAUAAAGGUUUACAAUCCUGCAACAGGGGAGGUAAUAACCGAGGUCCCAUUCAUGGGGUGUAAAGAGACUAAUGAUGCCAUCACUUCAGCAUCCAAUGCAUUUUGUUCGUGGAGACAAUUCACUGCUGCUGAAAGGAGCAAAUGCUUACGGAAAUGGUUUGAUUUGUUAAUGAUUCACAAGGAAGAGCUUGGGCAACUUAUGACCCUAGAGCAAGGAAAACCUUUAAAAGAGGCCAUCGGGGAGGUCGCUUAUGGAGCCAGUUUCAUUGAGUUCUUCGCAGAAGAGGCUAAACGUGUAUAUGGUGAUAUUAUUCCAGCAACAUUACCAGAUCGUCGCUUAUUUGUUUUGAAGCAGCCGGUAGGUGUUGUUGGUGCAGUUACACCCUGGAAUUUCCCGUUGGCUAUGAUCACUCGAAAGGUUGGUCCGGCUAUUGCCUGUGGUUGUACAGUGGUCAUAAAGCCAUCUGAGCUUACACCCUUGACUGCCUUAGCAGCAGCUGAACUGUCUUUGCAAGCUGGAAUACCACCGGGUGUGAUAAAUGUUGUAAUGGGAAAUGCUGCGGAUAUUGGGGAUGCUUUGCUUGCAAGCCCACAGGUGAGGAAGAUUACAUUUACAGGCUCAACAGCUGUUGGAAAGAAAUUGAUGGCUGGUUCUGCUGCCACAGUUAAAAAGGUGUCACUUGAGCUCGGUGGUAAUGCACCAUGCAUAAUCUUUGAUGAUGCUGACCUUGAUGUAGCCUUGAGAGGAACUCUGGCAACAAAAUUCCGCAAUAGUGGACAAACGUGUGUCUGUGCAAACAGAGUGCUUGUUCAGGAAGGGAUUUAUGACAAAUUUGUGGAAGCGUUUUCAAAUGCUGUACAAGACUUGAAAGUUGGUGAUGGUUUUGGUGAAGGCGUUAUGCAGGGCCCUCUAAUUAAUGAAGCAGCAGUACAAAAGGUCGAAAAGUUUGUGCAGGAAGCCAUUUCUAAGGGGGCUAAAAUCAUAGUUGGGGGCAAGAGACAUAGUCUUGGCAUGACAUUCUAUCAGCCUACUGUGAUUACUGAUGUCAAGAGUGAGAUGCUUCUCUCAAGGGAUGAAAUAUUUGGGCCAGUUGCACCUCUUUUGAAAUUCAAAACCGAGGCCGAGGCUAUCCAUAUGGCAAAUGACACCAAUGCAGGCCUAGCUGCAUAUAUAUUUACGACAAACAUUAGGCGAUCUUGGCGAGUCACAGAAGCUCUUGAAUAUGGAAUUGUUGGAGUGAAUGAAGGACUAGUUUCAACUGAGGUUGCUCCAUUUGGUGGCAUGAAACAGUCAGGUCUGGGCCGAGAAGGUUCGAAGUAUGGGAUGGAUGAAUACCUUGAAAUGAAAUAUGUAUGCCUGGGAAGUAUAUGAACAUGGUGAUUUAGCAUAAAUGCCUGGGAAAUAUGUAUGCCUGGGAAGUAUAUGAACAUGUAUCCAUCACUUCAGUGAAAACUUAAGGCUGUUCAUAUUGAAUAAAUAUUCCAACAGUAGUUUCUGAAAUCAUUUGUUAUAAAGAUUUUUUUUGCUUUGCGUUAGGAAACUACGCUGUUACCAAAUUUUGGAAUUUAUUUUGGUGUUUUUUUUACCAUUUAAUGUUUAUGCAUUUACAGAUGUGAAUACCAUUUUUAAAUUUUAGUGCAGUAAUGUGAAUGUUGCAACGUAA